AUGGAUACCAAGGCUGUGAUAAGACUCGUGGACGAGUUGCAGGAGAACCUGGAGGAUCUCGAAGACAAUCUUGAACCAAUCCUUAGCGGCGCGCUCUCUGCCACCACCAAAAAGCUGCCCUUGCUCGAUCGCGCGAAACUUCAUGUCCUUCUCGUCUACUCGAUCGAGUCCUUGAUUUUCUCCUAUCUCAGACUCCACGGUGUCCAGGCAAAGGAACAUGCUGUCUUCAAGGAGUUGACAAGAGUCAAACAAUAUUUUGAAAAGAUCAAGCAGAGUGAGGCUACACCACAGAAUUCUCGGCCAACGAUCUCCCUUGACAGAGAUGCCGCUGGAAGGUUCAUUAAGCAUGCUCUGGCCGGAAAUGAGAAAUUCGAUCUACAACGCGCCGAGCGUGAGGCCCGCGAGAGAGUCCUUGCGAAUAAGAAGCUGAAAGAACUCGAGUCUGCUAUGAAGGCAAAGGCGGAAACAAAGGAUGAUGAGGACCGUACGGCACAAGCUGACCAAUUCAUCGCAGCCACGUUGAAUGACGCCCCUUCUACGGAUGAUCUCGCAGACGGUGACUCUGAUAGUGACGGUGACACUGACGGCGACGACGGCAAUCCACCCCUAGAGCAACAGCCAGAGGUGCAGGCGAAGAAGGGGAAAAAGCGGAAAACUAGAUCUAAGAGCAAAUCGCAGAGAGCAAAAAGAAAGAGAGAAACAGAUGUUGAGGGUCUCGAGCAACAGGAUCAAGCGCAACCGGCAGCGGGAACCAAGGCGUCUAAGAAGACAGGGAAGAAAUCAAAGCGAGCCAAGGAUGCUGCUUUAGCAGCUGGCUGA
This is a messenger RNA of Fonsecaea nubica, 819 nucleotides long. RefSeq lists its product as hypothetical. Gene Ontology annotation, molecular function: RNA binding; DNA binding. The transcript has 2 exons. The record is from RefSeq and is a predicted model, not a curated record. The coding region runs from base 1 to 819 and encodes 272 amino acids. Gene Ontology annotation, biological process: maturation of 5.8S rRNA; regulation of gene expression. Gene Ontology annotation, cellular component: exosome (RNase complex); nucleolus. NCBI's taxonomy places the organism in Eukaryota, Fungi, Ascomycota, Eurotiomycetes, Chaetothyriales, Herpotrichiellaceae.